This is a messenger RNA of Bactrocera neohumeralis, 1590 nucleotides long. Its product is annotated as sucrose-6-phosphate hydrolase-like. The coding region runs from base 1 to 1590 and encodes 529 amino acids. The record is from RefSeq and is a predicted model, not a curated record. Gene Ontology annotation, molecular function: hydrolase activity, hydrolyzing O-glycosyl compounds. Gene Ontology annotation, biological process: carbohydrate metabolic process. The transcript has a single exon. NCBI's taxonomy places the organism in Eukaryota, Metazoa, Arthropoda, Insecta, Diptera, Tephritidae.
AUGACAGAUGAAACGUUGUUAACCCCCGAAGAAAAAGCGCAUAUCGCCGUACUCAGUGAGGCUAUUGCCGAAAUCGCGGAGGUAAACCGCUUGCAGAAGCCAAACUCCACCAGCAUGUGCCCACGUUAUCACCUGGUGGCCCCUUGUGGCUGGAUGGGGAGCGCGCCCUCUGUGGUCUGGUUUAACGGCCAGUAUCACGCUUAUUACUCUUUCUCACCGUUUGCCCUUACUGCCGGCGAUCUGUAUAUCGGCCAUUCAGUCAGUAACGACCUUUUACGCUGGGAGCACAAGGACCCCAUUCUGGCGCCAGAAGCAAAAUUUGAUAAUCACGGUUGCCGUGGUCCUUUCGCCGUUGUCUUUAACAAUAUGGUUUUCCUGUAUUACACCGGCAUGAUUGAGCUGGAGCACAAGGGCGAGACGCACUAUCUGGAAAAUGUGUGUCUGGCGUCGUCUGGCGAUGGUGAGACCUUCCAGAAGCUGGGCGCGGUAAUUUCUCCGUUUGGCGGCACGACCUACAUCGGGGAUCCGAUUGUGUGGAAAGAGGGAGGUUUCUGGUAUAUGACGCUUGCUAUCCAGCGUCAGGACCAGGUGGGCGAUCAUGUACGGUCAAGUGUGGCGCUGUAUCGCUCUUACACGCUGUACGAGUGGGAUUACAUGACAACCCUGUUAACGGAGAAAAAAGCAGACGCUGAACAGUGGACGGCCCCGCAGAUUUUCAGCGUAGGCGAUGCCACCUUUAUGGCUUUAACGCAGCUCACGCCGCUUGAGACCACUGUUUACCCGGAUACGAAGCACAUCACGCCGGACGGCCAGGAAAGUGUGAUUCCGGGUGACACUGUAACGGCGCUCCCGCCGCACGAAAACCUGCACCGGACUGUGACGUUUGCCGGCGAAAUCUCCCUUACUGACGGAUUCAAGCGCACCGGCGACGCGGUGAAACUGGAUAUCGGCAGCGACAUGCUGUUACCGCGCAUCUUUGACGCGCCUGACGGCCGCAAAAUCCUGCUGGGGUGGGCCAACAUGUGGGGCGAUGCUCAGCCCACUAUAUUCUUUGGUUUCGCCGGCAGCUGGACCCUGCCGCGUGAGGUAGAGCUCGUUAAUGGCCAGCUGCACCAGAAACCUAUUGUAGAGCUGGAGCAGUACCGCGUUACCGGCACCAUGUACGACGCAUUGACGUUAACCGACAGCCAUACGGCGCUCACUGACGACAACCCCAGCUUUGACUUUGAGCUGGUGUUUGAUCUCGAUGCCACCAGCGCGGAAACGUUCGGGUUUAGUAUCGGCGCCGGCUACAAACUGGAGUUUGAAGUUUCCGAAAACAACGAGCUGGAGCUGACAGUAUUUAGCCAGCGCAAUUAUUACCAGGAAGGGCUGGACGAUAUGCGCGCCUUAACGAUCACCCGCGGCAGCCAGCUCAAAAUCUACGGCGUGUUUGACCGCUCGCUGGUGGAGCUCUUUAUUGAUGGUCUGGCCAUGCCGCUGACGGCUCGCAUCAUGCCGGGUAUCAGCGACCGCAGGAUUUAUCUGUAUUCCAUGGGCGGCACAUUGCAGCUGGCCAGCGCACAUCAUAACGCUUUAAGCAGUUUUUAA